This is a messenger RNA of Gastrolobium bilobum, 2938 nucleotides long. RefSeq names its product probable disease resistance protein At4g33300. NCBI's taxonomy places the organism in Eukaryota, Viridiplantae, Streptophyta, Magnoliopsida, Fabales, Fabaceae. The transcript is spliced from 5 exons. Gene Ontology annotation, biological process: defense response to fungus. Bases 38 to 2512 code for a protein of 824 amino acids. Gene Ontology annotation, molecular function: ADP binding. The record is from RefSeq and is a predicted model, not a curated record.
CAGUUAGUUAGUGGGGUGGCGGCAGAGGGCGGAGACAAUGGCCCUGAAUGACUUCUUCGCCGGCGAGAUUGCGACGGAGCUUCUGAAAAUGCUUAUAAGCAUAUCUCGCAAGUCCCUUCUAUGUAGAACAAGUGCUGAUCAACUCAUAACUUAUAUUAGCGAAUUACUCCCAACCAUUGAAGAAAUCAAAUACUCCGGCGUGGAACUCCCGGCUCAGCGCCAGUCACAGCUCGAUCGUCUCUCGGAGAUUCUGCGCUCCGGCGUGGAGCUUUCCCACAAGGUUCUCUCUUCUAGCCGGUGGAACGUGUACAAGAACUUGCAGCUUGCGAAGAAGAUGGAGAAGCUUGAGAAGAACGUGUCAAGGUUCAUGCAGGGUCCCAUGCAGGCUCAUAUAUUGGCUGACGUGCACCACACCCGGUUCGAGAUGGCCGAGCGGUUCGACCGUGUCGACGCCUCGUGCCGGAGGUUGGAGCAGUACUUUGGGGCCAUGAAGAUUGGGGUUGGUGGUGGAGGGUGGGUUGAGGAGGCUGUGAGGAGUAUGGAGAAGGAUGAGACUUGGGUUGAGGGUAGUUUUGGGAAUUUGGGUGUGGGUUUGGCUUUGGGGAAGAAGAAGGUUAUGGAUAUGAUUAUUGGAAGAGAUGAUGCUUGGGUUGUUGGGAUUUGUGGGAUUGGUGGAUCUGGUAAGACCACUCUUGCAAGAGAGGUCUGUAGAGAUGAUCAAGUUCGAAGUUAUUUCAAGGAGAGAAUCUUGUUCCUGACUGUCUCACAAUCCCCAAAUGUGGAGCAGCUCAGGGCAAAGAUUUGGGGGUAUAUUAUGGGGAACGAAAGCUUGAAUGCAAAUUAUGUGGUUCCCCAGUGGAUGCCACAAUUUGAAUACCGAAGCCAAGCUCAAAUCCUGAUUGUUCUUGAUGAUGUAUGGUCACUGUCCGUGCUAGAGCAGCUUGUCUUUAGAAUACCUGGUUGCAAAUUCGUUGUUGUGUCCAGAUUCAAAUUCCCAACAAUUUUAACUGCAACUUAUGAAGUCGAAUUGCUGAGUGAAGAGGAUGCCUUGUCUUUGUUCUGUCACCAUGCUUUUGGACAGAAAUCAAUCCCUUUUGCUGCAAAUGAGAAUUUAGUCAAGCAAGUUGUGGCUGAGUGUGGAAGGCUUCCUUUGGCUCUUAAAGUGAUUGGAGCUUCUUUGCGAGACCAAACUGAAAUGUUUUGGUUAAGUGUUAAAAACAGGCUAUCUCAAGGCCAAAGUAUUGGGGAAUCCCAUGAAAUCAAUUUGAUUGAAAGAAUGGCAAUUAGUAUCAAUUACCUACCAGAGAAGAUCCAGGAGUGCUUCUUGGACCUUUGUUCAUUUCCUGAGGAUAAAAAAAUCCCUCUAGACGUUCUCAUCAAUAUGUGGGUUGAAAUCCAUGAUAUUGAUGAAGCGGAAGCUUUUGCUAUUGUUGUUGAGCUCUCAAACAAAAAUCUCCUCACCUUGGUGAAAGAGGCACGUGCUGGAGGCAUGUAUAGCAGUUGCUUUGAGAUUUCUGUUACUCAACAUGAUGUUCUGAGAGACCUUGCUCUUAACUUGAGCAACCGUGCGAGCAUUAAUGAACGUAGGCGAUUGGUAAUGCCAAAACGACAGAAUGGACUCCCUAAAGAGUGGUUUAGAUACAAGCACACACCAUUUGAGGCUCAGAUUGUUUCAAUUCACACAGGUGAAAAGAAAGAAGUGGACUGGUAUAAUCUGGAGUUUCCUAAGGCUGAAGUACUGAUUAUUAAUUUCACAUCCAGUGAAUACUUCUUACCACCCUUCAUUGAUAGAAUGCCAAAUUUGAGAGCACUAAUAGUGAUAAACUAUAGUGCAUCAUACACUUGCCUUCACAAUGUUUCAGUUUUUAAGAAUCUGUCAAACUUGAGAAGCCUCUGGCUUGAAAAAGUUUCCACCCCUCACUUAUCAGGCAUUGUCUUGAAAAACUUGAGCAAAUUGUUUAUAGUCCUAUGCAAGAUUAAUAACAGUCUAGAGGGGAAAGAGACAGACCUAGCCCAAAAUUUCCCUAACCUCUCUGAGCUCACUCUUGAUCACUGUGAUGAUGUAACUGAGUUGCCCUCAAGCAUUUGUGGAAUAAAGUCACUCCACAACUUGAGUCUCACAAACUGCCACAAUUUGAACCAACUUCCUGUUGAAUUAGGCAAACUAAGAUCUCUAGUGAUCCUCCGUUUAUAUGCUUGUCCAGAUCUGAAAACACUUCCUCCUAGCAUCUGUGACAUGGUUAGAUUGAAGUAUAUUGACAUAUCUCAAUGUGUUAACCUUGCAUCCUUCCCUGAAGAGAUUGGUAAAUUAGUAAGCUUGGAGAAGAUCGACAUGAGGGAAUGCUCCAUGAUUAGGAGUGUACCAAAGUCUGCAGUGUCAUUGCAGUCUCUGCGACUUGUAAUUUGUGAUGAGGAGGUUUCUGGGAUUUGGAAAGAUGUUGAGAAGGCCAAGCCAAAUGUCCAUAUUCAAGUAUCAGAGCAAUACUUUGAUCUGGACUGGCUUAAAGAGUGAAAAUGGAAAUUAUCUUGAAGGGGUGAAAAUUAUGACACAAUCUUUUUGCUAGUGUGAGGUACCAUACCACAACUUGUGUCAUUUCAAAUGCCAAGUUCCUAAAGUUCAUCAAAGAAUGCAAGUAUCAAAUGGUAAACACAAUCCUGAUUUUGUACCUUAGUCAUUCAUCAAUACUUGAAUAUCUCUGUGUCUCUGCUAUGCUCAUAGCUAGAGCUGCACUUUCUUUUCUAUCAUUUACGGGUUACAGCUGUAGCCUAUAUAUGCCACGGUUUGCAGUGGCAAAUGAUUUGUAUGUGCUUAGUUAGAUAAAAAAAGGGUGGAUUGAAUAACGUCGACAAAAAGAUUUUAGAUAUUACUCUUGCUAAUAAUGCUUAAUUGAUAAAUUAUUUGUAAGUAAUUAUUGUAUCUUUGUUGAAACUAAUAACA